AUGGAAGCGUUGAGUAAGAUGAUGGAUAGGGCGGUCAAUGGAGAUCUUCUGAAGGGUUUUGAUGCUUAUUUUAGACAUAACAACGUGACAGUUACACAACUACUAUUCGUUGAUGAUACGUUGGUGUUCUAUGAUGCAGAUGUGGUCCAACUAGAUCAUUUGCAUCAGAUCCUUAAUUGGUUCCAGGUUGUAUCAGUCCUUAAGAUUAAUCUCAGCAAAUGUGAGAUCACUCCGGUAGGGUUGGUGGAUAGCAUUGAGGAGUUGGCGCAAGUGUUGAAUUGUAAGGUGGGUACUCUUUCUAUUAGCUACUUGGGUCUUCUAUUGGGUGCUUCUAGUAAAGAUAUUGCAGUGUGGAAUUCGGUGAUCGAAAGAGUAGAGAAGCGGCUUGCGGGUUGGCAAAAGAGGUACUUGUUGAAAGGGGGACAUAAAGUAUUGAUCAAGAGCACUCUCUCCAGCAUUCCUACUUAUUUCAUGUCACUUUUGCAGGCUCUUGGCAAAGUGACGGAAAGGAUGGAAAGACUUCAAUGUAAAUUUUUGUGGGACACAGCGGAAGUAGUACGAAACAUCAUCUUGUGA
Messenger RNA from Lycium barbarum (goji berry), 576 nucleotides. RefSeq lists its product as uncharacterized. Lineage: Eukaryota; Viridiplantae; Streptophyta; Magnoliopsida; Solanales; Solanaceae. The record is from RefSeq and is a predicted model, not a curated record. Bases 1 to 576 code for a protein of 191 amino acids. The transcript has a single exon.